AUGGAACUCAACACCAAAAACAAGAAGAGGUCUCUCUUCGCUUUCAUCUCACUCGUUUUCCUUUUCUUGCUAUCAUUCAAUGGCGCUUCCAUUUUCUCCGUCAAUAUUCCUUCACUUGAUCGCACCGCCCAAUCGCCGCCAAAAUUAGGCCGACAUUCAAGAAACUUGAUCUCGGUAUCUUCUUCUUCACCAUCAUCUCCAUUGAUGCACGCAGUAAAAGAAGAAACGCCAUCUGAAAUUUCAAUACCCCAUCUGACGUUACAAGCAAACUCAGAAGAAACUGAAGUCACCGGCACCGGAGAUCCAAUAAACUUCGUCUCUGUACCCUUUUUCAAGCACCCAGUACAACAACGGCGAGAAAAAAUGGCGAUCGGAAAACAAGAAAACCUAAACCCACAUGUAAUUCCGAACACCCAUUUGCCACAUUCCCGUAAAUCACACAGUUUCACGAUUGAAUCUGAGGAUUCAUCCUCAACCAGAAACAAGAAACUACUGAAGAUGUUGACUGCUUUUGGGUCUUCUCGCGGCCGCCGGGGUAUAGAUUUUCCGGCGAGGGUGAAGGAGUUCUUUAUGAAGAAAAACGACGGUGGUUCUUGCAAGGUCCGUUUCUUUAUGACUUGGAUUGCACCAGUGAAUGCGUUUAAUGAAAGGACGUUUCACUCAAUUGAAUCCAUAUUCAAAACAAAUCCAAAUGGGUGUCUUCUGAUUGUAUCAAACUCAUUGGAUUCGAUCAAAGGAAACAGGAUUCUCAAACCCUUUUCCGGAAAAGGGUUCCGAGUAACAGCAAUUUCUCCUGAUUUCGAUUACUUGUUCAAGAGCACCAUGGCAGAAUCUUGGUUUUCAAAGCUAAUCCGAGGUCAUGUUCAUUCCGGCGAUGUCCCAUUAGGCCAAAACAUCUCGAAUCUCCUUCGACUUUGUUUGUUAUACAAAUACGGUGGUGUUUAUCUCGACACCGACGUAAUAGUCUUGAAAUCUUUCUCCAAAUUAAAGAACUCAAUCGGAGCGCAAACAGUUGAUCAAAAUUCCAAGAACUGGAGCAGAUUGAACAAUGCAGUCAUGGUAUUCGACAAAAUGCAUCCCUUACUUUACAAAUUCAUCGAAGAAUUUGCAUUAACUUUCAAUGGCAACAAAUGGGGUCACAAUGGUCCUUACUUGGUUUCAAGGGUGGUAUCAAGACUCCAUGGGAGACCUGGAUACAAUUUUACCAUUUUACCCCCGAUGGCGUUUUACCCGGUUAACUGGGACAAGGUUCGGAUCCUUUUCCGUGAGGGUAAAAACGAGACAGAUGCAAGAUUUCUGAGGGGGAAGUUGGAACAAAUUCGAGACCAAAGUUACACUGUUCAUCUUUGGAAUAAGCAAAGUAGAGGGCUUCGUAUGGAAGAUGGAAGCAUUCUUAAGAAGAUUUUAUCAGAUCAUUGUGUUUUCUGUAAUUCAUCAGCCAGCGACUAUAUUGUAAGUACAAUGGGAUAA
Molecule: messenger RNA, 1470 nt
Organism: Lactuca saligna
Lineage: Eukaryota; Viridiplantae; Streptophyta; Magnoliopsida; Asterales; Asteraceae
Source: the annotation of a GenBank genome assembly